This is a messenger RNA of Syngnathus acus (greater pipefish), 3390 nucleotides long. It is a transcript of the gene fbln1, whose product is annotated as fibulin 1. Lineage: Eukaryota; Metazoa; Chordata; Actinopteri; Syngnathiformes; Syngnathidae. Gene Ontology annotation, cellular component: extracellular region. Gene Ontology annotation, molecular function: peptidase activator activity; calcium ion binding. The transcript has 15 exons. The coding region runs from base 202 to 2235 and encodes 677 amino acids. The record is from RefSeq and is a predicted model, not a curated record. Gene Ontology annotation, biological process: extracellular matrix organization.
UUGGGUCCAGCCCGCUUGCAUGUAGUCAUUCAGUAGACGCUCACUCCUGCAGACAGACACGACUGCUCUGCAUCACCCUGCAUCUUUUUUUUUUCCAUCGUAAAAGAAGCACAAGCAUUUAUUGAUUCAAUUUGAACUUUGCCUUUUUUUUUUUAAAACCACCUGAAUAUAUUUCUUGUGUGGAUUUUUGCUUCUCACCUCAUGGGGCUGUGGAUUGCUGUGCUCACUUCGUUGCUGGGAGUCGUCCUCGGUCAAGGAGUUCCGCAGAUCUCUAUAGAAGACUGCUGCAAAGAUGGCCAGAACCGUGCCAACGAUAACCAAGCCUGUUCCACUCUGCCGCUCAUCUCCGAGUCCCUGACGUGCAGGACCGUGCAGGAGCAGUGCUGCGUCGCAGUGCUUGAAGACAACAUGUGCACCACCGGCAUUACUGUAGCCAAAGACCAAGGAGCAUGCCAUUCCUUGUUCUCCAACACCUGUGAGACCAAGACCACCAAGAUGUGUUGCGACUGCUGCCUCCUGGGCAAGACGGGCCAGGAACAGGGACUCCCAUGUGACCACAGCCUGUCUUUAGGCUACCAGUGUGGCCUGGUGUAUCGUGCCUGCUGCGUGGACGCGGUGCCUAACAAUGAGACGGUGCCCACGGUGCAGACUGAAUUGCCAAACAAAGACGAAACCACGGACACUGGAAACAAGCCGGGCUUGAAUGAUCCGUGCAAUGGUAAAUGUGCUCAGAAUUGUGAGAGUAAUGAUACCUGCGGCUGCUUCAAAGGCUAUAAACUGAAGCCAGAUGGAAAGACCUGUGAGGACAUUAACGAGUGUUUGCUGGGCGCCAGCAACUGCCGAGUGGGCGAGCGCUGCAUCAACACCGAGGGUUCCUUCCGCUGCCAGAGAGAAGUCAGCUGCGGAACCGGCUACGAACUGACCGAUAGCAACAACUGCAAAGAUAUCAACGAAUGCGAGGCGGGCAUCCAUAACUGCGGCCCGGAGUUUGAAUGCCAAAACACCCAGGGUUCAUUCCGUUGUCUUCCCAAGGUCAAAUGUGGUGCUGGUUUUAUUCAGGAUGCACUGGGAAACUGCAUUGAUAUCAAUGAAUGUGUCAGCCAGACGGCCCCAUGCCAAAGGGGUCAGGUUUGCAUCAACACAUUGGGCUCGUACACCUGCCAGAGGAACUCCGUCAACUGCGGGAGGGGCUACCACCUCAACGAUGACGGCACACGUUGCAUCGACAUUGACGAGUGCAAAGGCCCCGAAACGGUGUGCUCGGGUCACGGCUGCAUCAACACAAUGGGCUCCUACCACUGCCAGUGCGACAGCGGCUACAACUUCAACAGCAUAAGUCGCCUCUGUGAAGAUCUUAACGAAUGCAGGCACUACCCCGGACGCCUCUGCGCACACAAGUGUGACAACACACCGGGCUCCUACAAAUGCAGCUGCACCACUGGCUUCAAGCUGUCCAGGGAUGGCAGGAACUGCGAUGAUUUAAACGAGUGCGAGAGUAACCCGUGCAGUCAAGAAUGCGCCAACGUGUACGGCUCAUACCAGUGUUACUGUCGCCGUGGUUACCAGCUCAGUGACACCGACGGGGUGACGUGUGAAGACAUCGACGAAUGCGCCCUGCCCACCGGAGGCCACAUCUGCUCGUACCGCUGCCACAACACCCCCGGAAGCUUCCACUGCUCCUGCCCCGUUAGCGGCUACACCCUCGCAGCCAACGGGCGCAGCUGCCAAGAUAUUGAUGAAUGCGUGGCAGGGACACACACAUGCGUAGAGAACCAAAGUUGCUUCAACGUGCAGGGCGGAUUCCGUUGCCUGUCUUUUGAAUGUCCCAACAACUACCGCCGGGUCGGGGAUACUCGAUGUGAACGCUUGCUUUGCAAUGAGUCUGUCGAGUGCCUGGCCAUGCCGCUGAGAAUAACCUACUACCAUCUCACCUUCCCUACCAACAUCCCCGUCUUCACCAACAUCUUCCGCAUGGGCCCCUCCCACACGGUGCCGGGCGACGACAUCCGCAUCACCGUCACCUCGGGCAACGAGGGCGGUUUCUUCAAGGCCGAGCAAGUCGCCGGCGGCGGCGUCUUGUCCGUGGCGAGGCUUUUCAACGGCCCGCGGGACUUUGAGCUCUCCGUGGAGCUGGGCCUGCGUCGCUAUGGCACGCUCAGCACGUACUUGGCCAAAGUGUUGGUUUUCGUCACUGAGAACGAGCCCCGCGUCGUUUACAAUCCGGACCUCGAAUAAAGAGGGCAGCACGCUCGGGAGGUCUUAUCUUUACUAAGCUGUUGUCAGAGAAUGAAGUCAUUUCCUUCAAUUUAAGUAGUCUUGAUUUUACAAGAAUAGAGUUGUAAAUUACCACCCCAAAAGGCCUUUAUUGAAUAAUGGUCAUAGUUUGCAGAGAAAACACUUAUUUUACAAGAAGAAAAUCAUAGUUUUAAUUUUAUGGCAGAAAAAUAAUCAUUUCUAAUAGUUUAAGUAAUAUGAGGGUAAAAAUAGUCAUAAACAGAUAAUAUAGUUGAAUUCUUAUCCCCCUCGGCCCAAAAGUGAUUUUGCCAUUAGUUUUAUUCCUAAGUUUUCUUAAAGUUAGAGGGAAUGGUGAUUGUGAAAAUAUUAAAAGGAAAAAAUAGCAUAACUAAGCAAUCAUUUUCCAAAAAAGUAUUAAAACAUUUAUGUGCACAACAAUAGCCUACAAUUGUAUAUUUUGCUGCCUAUAUAAUUCUUAAAUAGUUGAAUGUAUUGAAUGUAUCAUGUCGGAGGCAGGGCACAGAGAUAGCAGCUAGGUGGCGCACUAAGUUAGGGUAAAUCCUAAAAGCAAGUUGGCCUGUUUAGUCUACAACAUGGAGUGCUUUGACCAUUGGUCCCAUGUUAAAAGUCUGAUGAUUUAUAGUACUUGAUUCUUUUUUUAUGUGUUGGCUGAGCAGUUUUGUAAAAAAACAGACAUAAGGCAAGUAAAACGCGCUCCUUUGUGAUGACGUCGGAUUAAAUUAAACACAGCAAAGCAACCAGGCCAAAUCACACAGACACAAUUCAUUAAGUAAAAAUACAUAUAGCUAUAUUAACAGUCACACGGGACUGCAUUAUUUCUGACUUUUUAGAUGCCAUCCUAAAAUCUUAAUGGCAAAAUCUUAACAUUCUUAUCUGUCAUUUAAGCAUAUAAACACAAGUUAACACUCGUUAAAAUUGAGGAUGGGUAAUAAUAAAUAUGACACAUUUUUAACAGUCACCGAAGUUCAACAUGAAAUUAAUUGAUGUAAACUUUAAAUCACAGAGUAUUGUUCGUGUUCAACCGUAACAAUCGUUGCUUAGCUACCGAGACGUUGAUGUUAGUUUCAUGAGUCCGCCUGCAAGCAUUUUGCUUUGUAUGUUAGCAUUAAAGCUAUUGGACUUUUGCAAGACAAA